AUGGACGUUGGGGAAGGGUCCUCGCACGGGGAGAACAAUUGCCUUGUGGACAGCAUGCUGCAAUGUCUAGCUGCAGCUGAUGUGCUUCCAGAAGAAGUACUGCUUUGCGCGGAGACGCGGCAAGCAAUGUGUGCGGCGGCACGAGCGAGACUGGUGGCGCAGGCGGACGUCAGGCUGCGCCCGCAGCGGCUGGAUGCGUGCGGCGUGCGGGACAGUGGCGCGACUGCAGCGGAGCACGAGUGUGCACACCUGCAGCAUCAUCUGCACGCAGAGCCCGUGCUGCGGAGCAUCAUGGCGGACUGUGCCAAGGUGGAGUGGCCGGACAUAGAGCUCACGGUGUAUGCAGCGGGGGACUCCGUACACCGGUGCCCAGACCGAGUCCUGUUGGCAGGUGCUGGACAGCCUGCAGAGAAGCUCCGGCUAAGUUUGUUCAGUCGCGCGGAUGCAGACGGCAACGGGUGGCACUAUGACCCGCUCUUUGAAGGCAGAGUCAGUGCAGAGCUGGAUGUCGCGGAGGAGGCGGCCCCUACGUUCGAGCACAAAGAACCUGCAGGAGGCGAAGCAGGAGAGGACGAGGCGGUUGUCAGCCUGGCACUCAUGGGCGCGCUGGAGGAAGCUGUGGAGCACACCGUCGCUGGGAGGAUGAUCUCCAUGUCCGGGCAGGCAUACACAUGUGCCACGGCGGACGUGCUGGAUGCGCGCCUGCGGGAAGUGCAUGCGGGCGACUUGGCGGCGGCUGUUGCGGCUCGGUCGCGCUUGAAGGGGGUCAGCAGCGAGGCGCACCUGGCGGUGUACCGGCUGUGCCUGCAGGAGCUGGCGCGCAGGUCGCCCCCACAGGCGAGCGCAAGCCAGGAUCGCGCCUGCUUGCGCAGCUACUGCGAUCAAGUGUGCACGGCCCGGACGCUCAUGUGCUUUGUGUGCGCGUGCCGAUUUGCGGGCGUGGAAGAGGAGGCGGAUCAGGACAUCCAGCGGUACCGCGCGGCGGACAUGCGCGGUUUGCUGGAACUGCUCUCGUUCACGACGUACAUGGAGAAGUAUGGCAAUCUUUGGCCGAGCGGGCCGGACUUGCGCGGCAACGAGGCUGCUUUCCGUGAGUGGCUCAGAGGGUUCGAGGGCACGCUUCUGUUGUGCUGUCCGGAGGAUGUAGAUUGCGCAGCGCACGAUCUUGCAGCGUUGUCCAACGACCUGUGGACGGGGUACUUGCCUGUGGAGAUCUACACCCAGGCGGCCACAGUGUGCGAACUGAUUGCGGCCUCGCCGUGCCUCACCGGCAUGUUUUGUUUCUCCCUAGAGUACCACCGUGCAAGCAGCGUCUACGACGCAACGGCGUACAUGCCUCGCCACCGGCUCGGGGCGCGCGGCAAUGUGACGUCGUAUCCACUGCCCUGGCUCGACCUCUUAGCGCAGCUCGGGAUGGAAGCUGGCAACAGUGUAGCGCUGCCAAGGACUGGCGUGGAGCUCGCAGUCUUACUGCGGACAGGUGGUGGGCUAGGGGAGGCGGACGCAGGGAGAUUCUUGCAUCAGGCACGGGUUCGGCGGGCCGUUGUGCUGGCCUUGAUCUGUGGAGCUGUGGCGCGGAAGCACACUGCGUAUGCAAACGUGGACUUGGAAGCGGCCAUGACUCGGGCUGCAGGUCUGCCGGAGGAUGGGGUGCCUCCAGAAAUCGUGCGGCUGCUGGACCCGGAUCGGAACAUCAGUCGCCUGCGUCCGCAGAAAGCGGCAACGCCCGCCGAUGGGUGUCACCUGGAAGCGGAAGACGCGGCGCGGCAGCUGGCAGAUGUGCGCCCCCACGCAGUGUUGCUUGAAAACAGCAGCGCGUUGGAGGAGGAUGCCGUCGCGCAGGACAUUGCGGCCUGGCGCUUGCCCGACUUGGUGCAUCACGGUACAACGACGCGGUACAGGCGGGAAGCGUCGGCGCCAAUCAUCGACUUCCCGCGCUGGGCUCGCGCUGUGAGUCGACGCGCAGAAAGCCAAUUUGCGCGCGACUGGCUGCUACUGUUUGCGCUGUGGAACUACAGUUUUCGCGCGCAAGUGAACUUGAGCCGUGGACUGGUUGCGUACGUGCCUCGUGGGCUGCCCAGUCUCACAAGUGAGGAGCUGACAGAGGGCGCCUUGCAUGGUCAGUACCGUGCAGGGCCGGACGCGCCGUUGCAGCCGGUCGCUGGGGACGUAUCGAAGCUGCGCGUGGUGCCGGAGCUACCUUGCGCCGCGCGCAUUCUGCUGCAAAACGUGCAGCACGUAUCAGCGAAGAUUCCAGGCACCGUCGAGGUGAGGAAGCUCAUGCGACACGAGACGCACGCGUACCGGAUCAUUUACGGGAGCGACCCUGUCGUGGAAGCGGACGAGGACGCGCGGCAGUGGGGCGGAGAACGCCAGCCCGUGCUGGGCACAGCUGUGACAGAGGCAACGGCAGGCUUGCUCCCUGCCUUUGAAGCACGGCGUCACCUGGCGGCGGCGGACCCGCUGUCAGUGGUGGAGGCCUUUCACUUGCAACUGCGGCUGUGUCUGCGACACUUGUUUGGCAUCAACAUCUGCAAGAACUGCCCGCGAUGCAACUGCAUGUCCGAAGAUGGCAGCGUCGCAUCCUUGCGCCUUGGAAUUUUUGGGCGGGUGACAGCGGUGUAUGCGGCGCUGGAACACCAGCAGCGUGGCCGGAGCCCGGCACUCGUGUCCAUGCCGACGUAUCUGCUGGAUGGCGACGCGAGCGACGCGUCUUGGGCUGAAGCGUUCCGGGCCGACGUGCAAAGGAUUCAGGAAAUCUGUAGCGAGGCGGUGGUGCUUUGUCCCGGCUUGGCUCGGGCAUUCAAUCUGCCGUUCCAAGGCCGUAGAAACUUAGUAGGUGCUCUCGUGGGGCCGCGCAAUAAUGAAUGGGUGAACGGCACCCAUCCGGCACUGACCGCUGCGCUGCGGGCGAACACGGACGUCCAGCUUCCGUAUCGACUCCCGCCUUGCAAGGAAACCCACAGCAGCCUGUGCGAUGAGGCCAGCUGCCUGGACGGGGUAGAUCUGCAAAGCGUCAUAACCGCCGCGCAGCACGCGCAGAACGCACAGUGUGGAUACGCUGGGGACUACGGCAGCAUUGCGGCGGUUCCUGUUGGACGCGUAUGGGCGGGGAAUUGUGCGCAGCGCGCCGGAAGUGGUGAACCUGCUAACGCGGCAGGGGGGCCGGCAGAGCGGCCGCAACGGCAGUACCUGCAAGUAGACUGGCGAUCUCGGCGACGCUGCUCGAUGACACUGCGGCGCAUGGACAUCCUCUACGGCUGUUGCGGGACGCGGCGCGAGUGGGUGCGCUACUGGAGAGUGGAGCUGGCUCGCUACCGCGCGCCGGCGGAAGGCGUCGCGAAGGGGCAAACAGUGUUGCACGCAGAUCUGACGGCGAGCGGGCGCGCAAAGUCGGAGGGCCUCGAGGCAGGUGUGGACUACCGUGUGCGGGAAGGCGGCGGCGAAGAUUGGGUGCCUUUCCCGGACUUGCCAGAGACUGAGCGCUUUCGUCAUCAGUGGGUCAUGGUCCGUCGGACGCGUCCGGUGGUUCCCGUGUUUUCUGGAGCCCCCUUGCCGAAAGUGAGCAGCUCCGAAAGAACGUGCAGGCUACUCAUGGCGUACUUUCAUCCUUGGACUUUGCUGGAGCACUGCGCUGCAGAGGGCUGCCCCCUGGCGUCGCAGCUGCGGGGCAGUGCCGCUUCCUGGGCGACAGCGUUUGCCAACUGGCAGCGUCGCGGGGCCAGCAGUGUGGAGCAGCAGCGGUACGCGCAGAACUUCCUGAAUGUCACACGUUCGCGCCCCGGUGGGAGCGCGGUCGACUCGGACGAAGUUGAGUCCUUUAGCGACGAGGAAGUCACGCUCACCCAACAGGAACUACCGGUCGCGUUGGAGACACAUGUGAGCGGCAGAGCUGCGGCACCUGGUGCGACGAGUGGCGCUGAGAAAGUGUCGCACUGGACAAAUUCGACGAACGCCAUGGCCCGCGCGCAGCAAGUGUGGGGUGGUGAGACACAGCGCGGCCGAACAGAGCGGAGGGGAGAGCAGGGGGGACCCGAGGCUCUGCGUGCAGCCGAGCAGCAGCUGGAGGCAGCAAAGAAGAGCAAGCGGCCGGCGGCGUGGGAGGCAGAGGGCGGCGGAAGAGCAUGCCCAAGGGCGGGAGAUGUGCGAGUGCACCCGCUGCCGUUUCAGGAGGAUCUGGAAGCAUGGCUGGGCCAGCAAGAAGGCCUAGCGGCGGAACAGCACGAGUUUCUACGCGUAGUGGUGGAGCAGUUGCGCAAAGGACUGCCCCGAAAGCAGCGCGUCCGCGGGAAGCAGCCUGUCCGAGGCUGUCCGGGAGAGCCUCUUCGGUGGCUGUUGCACGGCAGGCCAGGGGUCGGGAAAUCGUUCGUGCUGGGAAAGCUCCGCGAGCUCUUCGAAAAGGUCAUGGGCUGGCAGGCCGGCGUCCAGUUUGCGUUCGUAGCCUUGCAAGUGAGCAACGCGGCGCAGCAGGAAGGGCAAACCUGCCACAGCUUUUUUGGGCUGAACAAGUUCGGGGAACCUGUGGAGUUGGGUCCGGGAGCUCUGCAAGAGAAGCAGCGCAGCUUCCAGCGCCUCGAGUGGGUCGUUGUGGACGAGGUCUCCAUGCUGUCAGCAUCGUUUCUGGCGGUCAUGGAGAGGCAGGCGCGGACACUGCGACCAGAGCGCGGCUCCUCGAAGCUGACAAACAGCGAGCGACCGUGGGGCGGCCUGAGCAUGGUUCUGGCAGGGGAUUUUCAUCAACUCGACCCGCCGGACAACGGGCGAAGCUUGUGCAGCAUACCUGCCUUGAUCUGGGACAAGGGUGACGGGUAUGGCCUGCGCGGCGUCACGGAGAUGCAGACGCCGCAGCGGUGCCGCGAUGCCUGGUGGCUGGACUUGCUAGAGCAGUGCCGCUUCGGGCGCCUCUCGGAGGAGAACCACAAGUUCUUGCACGGGCUGCCGACGGACGUCCCAGGCAGUUUCGUGAACGGGCAAGUGCUGUGUGGGAAGAGGGAGUGCGCCGCGUUAUGCGGCACGGCCUGCCUGGAGCAGGAGUGCACGGCGUGUCAGCUGGAGAGAAAGCGGCGGCGCCUGGUGGCAAGCGGCCCCACGGACGGUCGCUUCACAGGCAAGUUCAAAGAUGCUCCCCUGAUCGUCGCCAAUAAUGAUGUCAAACACGAGGCAAACAAGAUUCGUGCGCAGGACUACGCAAGGCAGACAGAUCAGGCGGUGAGAUGGUGCGCAUCGCAAGACAGGGCAGACUGCGCGGCCCUUGCGACAGACCCAGACCUGCGCAAGCGCAAGCUGGCUUGGCUUACAUACCACGAUCGCAAGACAGGGAGCCUUCCUGGCGUGCUGCCGCUAGUGCAGGGGCUGCCCAUCAGCUUGUGCGAUCGCAUCGACAGUGACGAGAGCGAGGCAGCCGUUUUGUCCAAGUCGGCGGCGGCGGUGGUUGUCGAGUUUCCGGACGCGUCGUGGCAAGUCUGUCCAGACUUGGCCGCGGGGCAGUACCCGCUGGGCCCGCAAACCGUCCGGUGGUCGGUCGACACGGCAGCGCCAGGAAGGAAGCCGGUGCUAUGGGUGCGGAGAUCGCAGAUUCCCCUCCGCCCGGCUUUGGCGCUCACUGCGCACGGUGCGCUUGGACUGACGCUGGAGAAAGCUAUCGUCGACCUACAGCUGAGCGCGGAGAUGUCCAGCGUAGGGAGCUACGUCGCGCUGUCGCGGGUACGCCGCGCGGAGGACGUCCUGAUUUUUCGGGCGUUUGCGCGCGGUCUGCUUGCGCGCGGCCCUGCGCCGGGCCCUGUUGUGUUGCUGAAGUGGCUGUCAGGAGAACCAGUCGACUGGUCCGUGCUAGACACGACAGACGGCGGAACGAAGGUCCUUGGGGGGGGCUAG
Effrenium voratum is the source of this 5874-nucleotide messenger RNA. NCBI's taxonomy places the organism in Eukaryota, Dinophyceae, Suessiales, Symbiodiniaceae. The record is from the annotation of a GenBank genome assembly.